Messenger RNA from Miniopterus natalensis, 1037 nucleotides. It is a transcript of the gene MTIF3, whose product is annotated as mitochondrial translational initiation factor 3. Lineage: Eukaryota; Metazoa; Chordata; Mammalia; Chiroptera; Miniopteridae. The record is from RefSeq and is a predicted model, not a curated record. Gene Ontology annotation, cellular component: mitochondrion. Gene Ontology annotation, biological process: mitochondrial translational initiation; ribosome disassembly. Gene Ontology annotation, molecular function: translation initiation factor activity; ribosome binding.
AUGCGGGUGUAUCUCGCCGGACCGCCCUUUCACUGCUCCUUCUGCCGGACCUUCGCCGACCCCGGAACGGGAAAGCCCAAGGCGAAGGGCGCUGAGCCGCAGAGGGGACCUGUGGCGGGAGGACGUGAUCUUAGGGACCUGCCUGCGGAAGAGGCGGCACUGCGCUCGGCAGUGCCCCUGGAAGGAUGGCUGCUGUUUUUCUAAAGACAUUAACAUUACAAACCAUAAAGACUGAAAAGAAUUGCCUUAGAUGUUUGUGUAAAUACAUUGUGCAAAAGACGGCACUAGCACAGUUGCCCCUUACUGUUUCUGCCCCAAGACUGUCCUACCUAAUUCACACAAAAGCUUUUAGUAGUGUUGAAGACACCAAGGAUGAAAGAAAAAAGAAUGAAACUGAUUUUAGUAACAUUGGAAGAAAAAUUAGUGAGCGAAUUAUUCAUGUAUUUGAUGAGAAAGGCAAUGAUUUGGGAAACAUGCACCGAGCAGAUGUGAUUCGACUCAUGGACGAGCGAGACCUGCGACUUGUGAGAAGGAAGCCCAGUGCAGAGCCUCCCGAGUACCAGCUUAUGACAGGCGCACAGAUUCACGAAGAGCGGCUGAGACUGAGGGAAAGGGAAAAGGCUAAACCUAAAACUGGACCCACUCUGACAAAGGAACUAACUUUUUCAUCAAAUAUCGGACAACAUGACUUGGACACAAAGAGUAAACAGAUUCAGCAGUGGAUUGAGAAAAAAUACAAAGUUCAAAUUACUGUAAAGAAAGCAAAGAAUGCAGAAGAGACAGAAAAUAACAUGGAGGAGCUCUUUAAUCAAAUCCUCCAGACUAUGCCUGGAAUAGCAACCUUCUCAUCCAGGCCACAACCUGUUAGAGGAGGAAAAGCUGUAGUAUGUGUUCUUCGUCAUCUGAGCAAAAAGGAAGAAAUUGCAUAUAGACAAACUCAAGAGACCCAGAAAGGAGACCCUUUGAACAAAGAAAAUGGAAGCGACAGAAAAUCGGAUAUUCUUCAUCAGUAAUUAAAGAAAAACGUGCUUCUAAGA